CUCCGUAGCAUCCUACGUGCAGCUACCGUCUCUGCCUCUGGGAGUUGAAGUUUCCGAAACAGGACCUUCUGGAGUGGUAAAGACCGCUCUGAAAAGCGUGCUCUCAGGUUCCCCGACAACUUCUCCGCUCGAGAUUUAUUCUACGGAAAUAAGUUACUGGAUGAAAGAGUAUCAACAUUUUAGAGCUCUUGAAACAUAUAGAUCUGUGUAGCCUUCUGGAAAAACUGUGCCAUGACUGCCAAUAAUAAGCAUCAAAUAAUGUCAUCUGAAAUGUUACCAGCAGUUAGUGGGACUUCUAAUGAUGAAAAAAAACAAGACUUAAGUGAAGACCAGGAGGAGAACCAGAAGCCAGGAUUAGGUGAAAGGUUUGAACCCAUAUCUAAAAGGCAAAUGAAGAAGCUCAUGAAACAGAAACAAUGGGAAGAGCAACGAGAACUCCGCAAACAAAAGCGGAAGGAAAAACGCAAGAGAAAGCAGUUAGAGCGACAGUGUCAACUGGAAUCAAAUACAGAUGGAAGUGACAGAAAACGUAUUCGAAGAGACGUUGUUCACAGCACACUCCGCCUUAUCGUUGACUGCAGUUUUGACAGCUUGAUGGUACUAAAGGACAUUAAGAAACUUCAUAAGCAGAUUCAACGAUGUUAUGCAGAAAAUCGACGAGCACUGCAUCCUGUUCAGUUUUACUUGACAAGCCAUGGAGGCCAAUUGAAAAAGAACAUGGAUGAAAAUGACAAAGGAUGGGUCAACUGGAAGGACAUCCACAUCAAACCAGAGCACUAUAGUGAAUUUAUAAAGAAAGAAGACCUGAUUUAUCUUACAUCAGAUUCACCUAAUAUACUAAAGGAAUUAGAUGAAUCAAAGGCCUAUAUAAUUGGAGGAUUAGUAGAUCACAACCAUCAUAAGGGACUCACAUAUAAACAAGCAUCUGAUCAUGGAAUUGAUCAUGCACAGCUCCCCCUUGGAGAUUUUGUGAAGAUGAAUAGUAGAAAAGUUUUGGCAGUUAAUCAUGUGUUUGAGAUUAUUCUGGAAUACUUGGAAACAAGAGACUGGCAAGAAGCAUUUUUCACUAUCUUACCCCAAAGGAAAGGAGCUGUUCCCACAGACAAAGCCUGUGAAAGUUCUUCACAUGACAAAAAAUUAGCCCAAGUUGAAGAUGGAUUGAACAGUGAUUCCAGUGAGGAGGAAAAUAGUACAAAUUUACUAGAUUCACCACAUGAGGAAGAAAAACAGGAUAAAGAAAACGGCACUGAACCUACAGUGAACUCUAUACCACACUAAUGUCAUCUUUUUUUUUUUUAAGUUUAAAGAAAAAUUAGGAGAAAAUGAGGUACUUCAUAGACUAUUUGAAAUGGGAGAAAAUUUCAUUUUCUCUUGUGAAUUUUUAAAACUUUUAAGUGAUAAAAAGCCCUUGUAAGAAAGCAUUUUUUUUGUUUUUACGUAAGAUUUAAAUGUGUAAUUUAAAAAAGGCUUUUCUAAACCUCAAGUAAGCAUUUCUUGAGAAUUUUACUUUAUUAGUAAACCUUCAUUCUCUUUUAUUUACCAGAUUAUAUUCUUCAGAAUGUGCCUUCUGACCUUUCAGUUUUAUUAUUAUGUAUUUGUAGCAGUGUCUUUCUGAUUUAUUUCGUACUUAUUUGUGGAGGCAGAUAUCCUGAAUCUCCUUUAAGUCUACCAUAAUGUUCUGUAUGGGAGGUUACUAUCUAUCUGCAGCUUUAUAUUCAAUUUAGUGACUUCAAAGGAAUAUAGUGAUUUAGGAAGAAGUAUCAGAUUGAUAAACUCAACUCUUUCUUUUGAACGAUGGAUCCCAUCUCUGUUCCUUCUUUGUGAUGCCUUUGUGGUUCUCAAGCAAUUACUGAAGAGAUAAGAAUCUCUUUAAUAUAUUUUCUUAAUUUCAAUAAUGGUGAUAAAUUAUUUUGAUUACAAAAUUUAAGUUUUCAGGCUAGAUUAUUUUAAAAGGCUGUUGAAGGAUCAAUUUUGUCAUUACCUAAAUUUAAAAAGAAACAACUCUUAGCACCUAUCGUUUCCUUCCAUAUAUACUUUUCAAAAAUAAAAUAUGUUGGUUCUUAAAGUAGAUAAAGUUAAAUUCAUAUGUGCCUACUAUCAUAUAAUGAUCUUCAAGCUAAUGGAAAUAUAUGUCUAUAAAUAAUAUAAGCAUGUAUGAAAUAUGCAUAUAAUUGUAUAUACAGCUAUUACUCCACAUCAUGUAUGAUUCUCAGUUACUAAUUGAUAACAGGAUAGAGUUGCCAUAUAUCUGUAUUAUUUGUGUGAAUGACUGUGUUGCAAAACACUAAGGAACUUUAACUUUAUACAGUGCAAAAAUCCAUAACUAAACAUUUGUAGGAGGACAUUGGCAAAGGAAGAUGGGGCUAGAAGAUGUUUUAGUUUUCAGUAAAUGUAGAGCAUUUAUGUUUAAAGUAAAGUGAUUGUUCUUUGUCACAGUUCAAGUAGCAUUUCAGAAGCUUUACUGAGUUUGGAUAAGUUAAGUGUCUGUUCUUUUUACUCAUUGGCAUCUCAGAUUAUGUACACUUGGUAGAAAGUUCAUCGAAUUUAAUAUUGAUGUUCACUAUCUCUUAUGUUGCUUUAUUCUUAGUAAUCUAUUAUACUUAUCCAUUUAAAGGUCUGUCAGCAUCGUAUGUAAAUAAAGAAAAGCCCUCACAAUUGUAGAACAAAGCUUAUGUCUUAAGUUGUACUCUUCAAAGUUCCAGGUUUUUGUGAGUAAAUAUAGUUAGUAGCAUGGAGUAUUAUGUCUUUUAUUUAAAUUCCAUAUGGAAUUAAGGCACAGUUUAAUAUUGAAAUGUGGGGGAAAACCAUUACAAGCACUGUGUAGUUUAAUUUUCACUAAUUAUCAAAGUCCUGUAUCUGUUUCCUAGGGCUGCCAUAACAAAUUACUGCAAAUCAGUGGCUUAAAACAACAGAAAGUUAUUCUCUUACAGUUUUGGAGACUAAAAGUCCAGAAUUGAGGUGUUGGCAGAACCAUACUCCCUCAGGAGGCUAUGGGGAAGACUCCUCCCUAGCCUCUUCUGGUUUCUGGUAAUUGCCAGCAAUCACUGGUGUUCCUUAGCUUGCAGCUGCCUCACUCGUCUUUGCUUUGUCAUCACAUGGACUUCUACCCUCUGUCUUUUGUGCUGGUAUCUGAGUCCUUCUUUUGAGGAUACCAAUCAUUGGAUUAGGGUUCCCUGUAAUCCAGUGUGACUUCAUUUUAACUUCGUUACGUCUAUUUUCAAAUAAGGUCACAUUUAUGGGUACCAGAUAUUAGGGCUUGAACAUAUCUUUUGGGUAGGUACAAAUAUGUCCACUCUAAGUCCAUAUCGAAUUUGCACUGUUGAUAACAAGAAGGAAUAGAUUACAGUUGGAAAUGACUCAUUUCUGAGGCAUUUAAAUUUUGGGUUUUUUUUUUUUUAAAUAAUUGCAAUCUUUUUUCUUAUUUUAACGUGUUCUAUUCUCUCAACAUUGUUUUGGUUUAUUUGAGGUACUUUAUUUAAAAACUUAAGUAAUAUUACAGUCACUUGUAUUAGAACAUAGUAAAGGUAGGGAAUUCAGUUAGAACUUAAACACAUCAAAAGGAGAUACAUUUGCUGAAAUAAUGGGAUUUUCUUUUGUUCAUUUCUUUUUAAUUUUUAAAAAUAUUUUUUACUGAAGUAUAGUUGAUUUACAAUGUUUCAGAUGUACAGCAAAGAGAUUGAGUUCUACAUAUAUAUAUAUAUGUAUAUAUGUAUGUGCUUUUUCAGAUUAUUUUCCAUUAUAGGUUAUCAUAAGAUAUUGAAUAUAUAUCCCUGUGCUAUACAGUAGGGCCUUGUUGUUUAUCUAUUUUAUAUAUAGUAAUUUGUAUCUGCUAAUCCCAACCUCCCAAUUGCCUCCCCCUACUCUCCUUUGGUAACCAUAAGUUGUGUUCUGUCUGUGAGUCUAUUUCUUGUUUUCUAAAUAAGAUACUUGUAUCAUUUUUUCAGAUUCCACAUAUAAAUGAUACCACAUGAUAUUUGUCUGACUUACUUCACUUAGUAUGAUAAUCUCUAGGUCCAUCCACAUCCUGCAGAUAGCAUUAUUUCAUUCUUUUUUGUGGCUGAGUAAUAUUCCAUUGUGUAUGUUCUUUAUCCACUCAUCUGUUGAUGGACACAUCAGUUGCUUCCAUGACUUACUAUUGUAAAUAAUACUGCUAUGAACAUGGGUGCAUGUAUAAUACUGCUACUGUGAAUAAUGAGGGGCAUUAUCUUUUGGUUUAGAGUUUUCACCUUUUUGGGUAUAUGCCUAGGAGUAGGGUUGCUGGAUAAUGUGGUAAGUCUAUUUUUAGCUUUUUAAGGAACCUGCAUACUGUCCUCCAUAGUGGCAGCAGCAAUUUACAUUCCCACCAACAGUGUAGGAGGAUUCCUUUUUCUCCACACCCUCUUUAGCAUUUAUUAUUUGUAGACUUUUUGGUGAUAGCCCUUCUGACCAGUGUAGGAGAUACCUCAUUGUAGUUUUGAUUUGCAUUUCUCUAAUAAUUAGUGAUACCGAGCAUCUUUUCAUGUGCCUGUUGGACAUCUGUGUGUCUUCUUUGGAGAAAUGUCUAUUUAGGUCUUCUGCCCAUUUCUUUGAUUGGGUUGUUUGGUUUUUGUGAUAUUGAGCUGCAUGAGCUGUUUGUGUAUUUUGGAGGUUAAUCCCUUGUUGGUUGCAUUGUUCACAAAUGUUUUCUCCCAUUCUGUAGGUUAUCUUUCUGUUUUGUUUAUGGUUUCCUUUGCUGUGCAGAAGCUUUUCAGUUUAAUUAGGUCCCAUUGGUUUACUUUUGCUUUUGUUUCCAUUACUCUAAGAGACAGAUCCACAAAAAUAUUGCUGCGAUUUAUGUCAAAUUAUGCAGUUUGUGUCGUGCUUCCAAUCCAAGAACGUGGUAUAUCUUUCCCAUCUGUUUGUGUUGUCUUCAGUUUCUUUCAUCAGCGUCUUACAGUUUUCAGAAUACAGGUCUUUUGCUUCCUCUGGUAGGUUUAUUCCUAGGCAUUUUAUUCUUUUUGGAGGGGUGGCGGAUUUAGGUUAUUUAUUUAUUUAUGUAAUGGCAGUACUGAGGAUUGAACCCAGGACCUUGUGCAUGCUAAGCAUGCACUUUACCAUUGAGCUGUACUCUCCCGCAGGUACUUUAUUCUUUUUGAUGCAAUGUAAAUGGGAUUGUUUCCUUAAUUUCUCUUUCUGAUAGUUCAUUGUUAGUGUAUAGAAAUGCGGCAGAUUUCUGUGUAUUAAUUUUGUAUCCUGCAACUUUACCAAAUUCAUUGAUACCUCUAGUAAUAUUCUGGUAAUAUCAUUAGGAUUUUCUGUGUAUAGUAUCAUGUCAUCUGCAAACAGUAACAAUUUUAUUUCUUUUCCUAUUUGGAUUCCUUUCAUUUCUUUUUUUUUUUAAAUUUCUCCGAUUGCUGUGACUAGGACUUCCAAAACUAUGUUGAAUAAAAGUGGUGAGAGUGGACACCCUUGUCUUAUUCCUGAUCUUAGAGGAAAUGCUUUCAGCUUUUCAAUGUUGAAUAUGAUCUUAUCUGUGGGUUUGUCAUAUAUGGCCUUUAUUAUGUGGAGCUAUCUUCCCUCUGUGCCUGCCUUCUGGAGAGUUUUCAUCAUAAACGGAUGUUGAUUUUUCUUUCUUUUUUUCUUUUUUUUUUUUUUUUAGGCCAGGGCAGAGGAGGGUCAAUGUAAUAUAUUCUCAACCCACCCCUUCAUAGGAAGGGAAGUUCUGUCUUGCCACAGUGCCCAACCCAGGGAUGUUUAAUUUUAUCAAAAGCUUUUUCUCAUCUUUUGAGAUAAUCAUAUGGUUUUUAUUCUUCAGUUUGUUACUGUGGUGUAUCACAUUGACUGAUCUGUGCAUACUGAAAAACCCUUGCAUCCCUGGGAUAAAUCUCACUUGAUCAUGAUGUAUGAUCCUUUUAAUGUAUUGUUGGAGUCAGUUUGCUAGUAUUUUGUCAAGGAGUUUUGCAUCUAUGUUCAUUAGUGAUACUGGCCUAUAAUUUUUUUGUGUGUAUGAGUGAUAUCUUUGUUUAGCAUUGCUAUCAGGGUGAAUGCUGACCUUACAGAACGAGAUCAGACAUGCUCCUUCCUCUGCAAUUUUUUGGAAUAGUUUCAGAAGGAUGGGUGUUAACUUUUUUCUAAAUAUUUGGUAGAAUUCACCUGUGAAGCCAUCUGGUCCUGGACUUUUGUUUGUUUUGGGUUUUUAAACUACUGAUUCAAUUUUAUUACUAGUAAUUGUUCUGUUCAUAUUUUCUAUUCCUUCCUGGUUCAGUCUUGGGAGAUUGUGCCUUCCUAAGAAUUUGUCCAUUUCUUCUAGGUUUUCCAUUUUAUUGCCAUAUAGUUGCUUGUAGUAGCCUCUUAGGAUCCUUUGUAUUUCUGUGGUGUUGGUUGUAACUUCUUUUUCAUUUCUGAUUUUAUUGAUUUGGGCCCUCUCCCUUUUUUUCUUGAUGCAUCUGGCUAAAGUUUUGUUAAUUUUGUUUAUCUUAUCAAAGAAACUAAAAACUAGUUCUUUUGACUUUUUAAUGUUUUUAAUCUCUGUUUUAUUUAUUUCUGCUUUGAUAUUUAUGAUUUCUUUCUUUCUGCUAACUUUGGGUUUUGUUUGUUCUUUGUCUAGCUGCUUUAGGUGUAAGGUUAGGUUGUUUAUUUGAGAUUGUUCUUUCCUGAGGUAAGCUCGCAUUGCUGUAAACUUCCCUCUUAGAACUGCUUUUGCUGUAUCCCAUACAUUUUGGAUCAUCGUGUUUUCACUUUUAUUUGUCCCUAGGUAUUUUUUUGAUUUCCUCUUUGAUUUCUUCAGUGAACUCUUGGUUGUUUAGUAGCAUAUCAUUUAGCCUCCAUGUGUUUGUGUUUUUUUGCAGUUUUUUUCUUGUAGGUGAUUUCUAAUUUCAUAGAGUUGUGGAUGGAAAAGAUGCUUGAUAUGGUUUCAGUUUUCCCAUAUAUACUGGGAGUUGUUUUGUGGCCUGGCAUGUGACCUAUCCUGGAGAAUGUUUCAUGUGCACUUGAAAAGAAUGUGUAUUCUGCUGCUUUAGGGUGGAAUGCUCUAUAAAUAUCAAUUAAGUCCAUUUGGUCUCUUGUAUUAGUUAAGACCUAUGUUUUCUUAUUGAUUUUGUUUAGAUGAUCUGUCCAUUUAUGUAAGUAGAGUGGUAAAGGUCCCCACUAUUUUGGUGUUACUGUCAAGGUGUUACUCCCUUUAUGUCUGUUAAUAUUUGCUUUAUAUAUUGAGGUACUCCUAUAUUGAGUGCAUAUAUUUUUUAAAUUGUUAAAUCUUCUUCUUGAAUUGAUCCCACGAUCACUAUGUAGUGUUUCCUUCUUUGUCUCUUGUGUCAGUCUUUAUUCUAAGGUCCAUUGUGUGUUAUAUAAGUAUUGCUAAUCUGACUUUCUUUUGAUUUUCAUUCGCAUGGAAUACCUUUUUCGAUCCCCUCACUUUCAGUCUGUAUGUGUUUCUAGAUCUGAAGUGAGUUUCUUGUAAAUGGCAUUUGUAUGGGCUUGUUUUUGUGUCCAUUUAGUCAGACUGCUGAUAAGACAGAGAAAUAAGAUCUUGUGUGGUUACUGUGUUUUAUGCUAGCAUUGUUUUUUCUGCCUUUUAAAAUGUUUCACUAAAGGAUCUGUGAUUUCUAAACAUUAAUGUGUUCAUUCUGAUAAUUUAGAAAGUCUGAAUAUCUAAAAUCUUAUCUAAGCCUGGGUUCCUCAGAAAGCAGAGUCUGAAACAAAGGCUUAUACAUGACUGCUUUUAGGGGGGCAGGCAAUGUCAAAAAGGGUAAGGAACAAAGAAAAUGAGGCAAAAAAUGAAGGAAAGUCCAUAUGAGAAAGUAUUAUCAAGUUAGCUGCUGUUUGGUUUCAAACCAGUUGACUGCUCAACCCUAAGUGAUGAGAUACUUUGGAUAAUAUUACCAUUUUAUAAAUGAGGAUCCUGAGACUUAGAAAGGUUGAGUUUUAAAAAACUCAAAGCCUAAAUGUAUGCUGUAUUUAAAUAAACCUACUCAGCAAUGUUUAAAAGAAUAGCAAAAGGCCUAUUAGGCUAAUAAUAAAAGAAAAAGAAUACAGAAGUCACAAUUUUAACAUUGGAUAAGGUUCAACACAUUACAAUAAAACAAGGAAAAGAACGCAUGUUGUAAUGUUCAAGAAUGCAAUCCUUAGUGAAGAUGUGAUAGUUCCAAGUAGCAUAGUAUUCAAAUUCAUUGAGAAAAAACUUCAAGAAUUGCAAGAAAUAGUAAGCAAUGCAUUAGUAUAAGGAGACUUUAAUUCACGUUUCCCAACCCGUGACAGCUCGAGUGGACAAAACAUAAAUCUAUGGGAGAUGUAAAUGCUGUAAUAAGACAGAUAUAAUUUCUAUAUAUCCAGUUUUACAGGCUGAAAGCAGUUUUCUACUGCACAAGGAAUGUUAUUAAAAUAUUUAUAUAUUAAAUCACAAAGGAAGAUAAUUUUCAAAAGUAGAAGUAAUCUAGGCAACUUCUCUGAUAAUGAAUACAUUAAAGUAGAAAAUAAAUUGUGGAACAGGAGGAAAGCCUUACCACCUAGAAUCAUAGAAAGUAGUGUUAGAGAUAAAAUUGGUGAUGACUUAAUCAUAAAAUUCUAAACUAUAUUUACACAUCAUUUCAAAAUGCAUGAAUUAAAGUGGACAAAAUUGCAAAUACCACAAAACUACAUCAUCUGUUGUAAUAAUUGGGAAAUUUUAAUUGAUAAAUCAGGCAUAAAGAGAAAAAUUAGUGUAUAUAAGAUUUGAACAGCAGUAAUUAACAAACUUUGUUUAAUGGAUAUAUGUACACCUGUGUGCCCAGCGAUUUUAAAAUUUACAUUAUUUUCAAGUCAUAUGGAACAUUUAUGAAAUUGACCAUAUACUAAGCCUCAAGGCUAUCCACAAGAAAGUCAAAGGAUUGAUAAUUGUUUCAGAUCAUACGAUUUGACCACAAUGCAAUUGAAUUAUAAAUCAUUUAAAAAUAUAACAAUUUUGGGAAACAUCAUAUGUUUGGGAACUUUUUUGAAGAGGCUCAUCUAAAAAACUUUUGAGCCACAGAAGAAAACAAAAAUUAGAAAAUAUUUAAAAUUUAAUGAAACAUUAUGUAUUAAAGCUUGUGGAAUGUAGCUAAAGCAAUUUAGAGGAAAGUUUAUAGCCCAUUUCUUAAGUUAGAAAAAGAAGAAAGACUAGCAUUAUUGAGCUAUGCACUUCCAAGUUGAAAGAGGGAAAUAAAGAUAAAAGCAGCAAUAAUUAAAAGUAAAACACAGUAAAGAGGCUCAAGGCAAAAACUGACUCUUUGAAAAGACUAAUAAAAUAGUCCUUUAAACAACGGAAGAGUUUAAGAAGUAGCAAGAGAAGACAUAUAGAAGUGAAUAAUGGAGAUAUUAAAGUGUAAAUAAAUGGAUAUUACAAAAUACUUUGUGUCAACAUAUUUGAAAGUUUAUGUAAAAUGAAUUAUAAAAAUAAAAAUUACCAAUAAAUAACUCAAAAAUAUUUAAUACCCCAAAGAAUUUUAUAAUUUCAAGUAACUUGAUUUAGUAUAUUAGAAUCCAAGACUAAAUGUUUUAUGGACAUAUCUGUGAGACAUACUGAACGCAAAUAAAUCAUUUUACACAGCUCUUUGUAGAGAAUUAAAAAUAAGGGAACACUCCUUUUAUGAAGCUUGUUAACUGUGCUGUUCAAGCCAUAUAUUUUCCAAUUCAGAUUUUUUUAUUAUUAUAAUAAACACAUAACAUUGAAUUUACCAUCUUAAUUAUUUUUGGGUGUACAGUUCAGUAGUGCUAAAUAUAUUCACAUUGUUGGGGAACAGACAGCUAGAACAUAUUCGUCAUGCAACACUGAAACUCUACAUGCAUUAAAUACAAUUUCCCUUCCUCCUUCCCUCCAGUCCUUGGUAACCACCUUUCUACUUUCUAUCAUUUUGACUGCUUUAGGUACUUCAUGGGGUAGAAUCAUACAGUAUUGUCCUUUUGUGACUGCCUUACUUUGCUUGGCAUAAUGUCCUCAAGGUUCAUGUAAGUUGCAGCAUGGGACAGGAUUUUCCUCUUUUAGGCUGCACAAUAUUCCAGUGUAUGUAUAUAUUACAUUUUCUUUAUUAUUCAUCUGUUCAUGGACAUUUGGAUGGCUUCCACCUCUUGGCUAUUUUCACUAAUGCUGUGAUGAACAUGUGUGUGUAAUUAUCUCUUUGAAAUCGUGCUUUCAGUUCUUUUAGAUAUAUGCCCAGAAGUGGGAUUAGUGAAUCAUAUGUUAAUUCUUUUUAAAUUUUUGAGGAACCUCUAUACUGUUUUACAUAAUGGACGUACCAUUUUACAUCCCCACCAACAAUGCAAAACAGUUCCAAUUUCUCCCUAUCUCACCAAAACUUAUUUUCUGUUGUUUUGAUAGUGACCAUCCCGAUGAUGUAAAGUGAUAGCUCAAUGUGAUCAUGCAAUCAAAAGAUUGCAUUUCUCUGAUUAGUGAUGCUGAACAUCUUUUCAUGUGCUUACUGGCUAUUUAAAUAUCUUAUUGGAGAAAAGUCUUAAGUUUUUUGCUCAUUUUUAAAUUGGGGGUUUUUUUGGCAUUGAGUUGUAGAAAUUCCUUACAUAUUCUAGAUAUUAAUCCCUUGUCAAAUGUAUGAUUUGCAAAUAUUUUCUCCCAUUCCAUAGGUUGCCUUUUUUCUUCUGACACAAAGUUUUAAAGUUUGAUGGUGUUUCAUUUAUCUUUAAUUUUGUUGCCUGUGUUUUUGGUGUCAUAUCCAAGAAAUCACUGUCCAAUUCAAUGUCUUGAAGUUUGUGAAAUAAAAUCACAUUUUAUGGCGAGAUAAUAAGAACUUAAACAUUAAAAAAUUCUUCUCUGCCCUUUGGCCUCCUCUCGCCUCCCACUGUGCACUGUGUAUCUGCAUUAUGCAUCAACCAAACCUCCCCUAUCAGUGGAAAUUCCCCACUCAGCCAUGAAGAGCAACUUCUCCUAAGACAACUUCUUUAAGAUAACAUUCCUUCUUGACCUCAUAAGGGGUCACAUAGCACUUAGAUCUGGAUUAUGUAAACUGUCAACAAAAACUGUAAACUGCCUCAAAAAACAUAACAGUGCCUUGACCUCUAACAGGUGGAAAAGUUCUGAGAGCUUUCUGAGAUGCCCUUCUCAGGUAAUAAUCUUUAAUUUUGGCUUGAAUAAAGUUUUCCAUUUCUUUCUUAUAUCAACUGAUUAAUUUUUCAUUGACAUAUACUUGGCAUAAUCAGCAGGAUAUCAGAGACACCAGCCCGAGGACACCUGGAGUCUACCCAGAACCAGUGCUUGGUACCAGCAUGGGCCCACUGAGCCCCACCGGCUUCUCUGUACUCCUCAGGUGUUCGGGUGAGUUCUCCUGAUAAUUCAGAUCUCAUUAUUUGGGAGAUGAUCCUAAAAAUUUUAUUUGAGAUGGUUUUCACUUAAGACUUGGACUCUUAAGGGGCACCAGUUCAUUUCCAAGGCCAGGACCUAGGAGGGUCUGGCCAAGAGGCCCGGGGAAACAUAGGUGGCUGGGUUUUUGUUAAAUUUUGCUUAAAUUGGAAAAAAAAAAUGAGUUGAUGAAUGGUCUGAACAAAACUUUUGCUGGUGAAAUAAGAGACUGAAUUAUUCAGCUCCAAAGAAUAAAGGGGCAUUUUGCUCCUUCCAGCCACAAGCCAUCCUCAGGUGAGUGAGGACCUCCUAGAAGUGUCUGAGGAUCAAUCCUCAUGAUGUGCUUCACUAUGAACAUUAAGUAAACACUGUUCAUCUAGGGGGCGCAACACAGGCUGAUCACCUAGUGCUUUGAACACCCGUGACAGUGGUUUUAGGUUGUCACAGGGAGAAACUGAGCCAUGUAAAAGUUGAAUUGACCCAAGGGUAGCUCCUUGGGAAGCUAGAUUCAGAAGCAGCACAAGUGCAGUCUGCCACACUGUCCACAAAAAGUUGUUCAGAUCACAUCUCGUAAUUCAUAUCUGAAUUAGGCUGUGAAAUUAAUCCUGGGAAAUUGUGCCUCAAAGGCCAAAUAGCUCCCAUGCAAACCAGCUACCUAUGGGAAUACCAGCUGGGUUUAUGUUAUGCUUGCAAGUACUUAAUUGGAAACUAAUGAAAUCGGGCCCUGAAAUGGCCAAGUGGUUCUUUUGACACUACAAAAUAAUUUUGAGCACACAGUUAAAGCUGGUAGUCUUCUGGAUCUGUGCCUGCAGGGUCUACUGGAAACAAUGGUAAGUGUUUUUCUCUUUUCUAAAUUAGAUUAGCAGGGAAAAAUAUUUGUUGGGCUAGCUCCAUGGAUUCUUUGAAUUAGGGAAACAGCUAAAUUGUUAAAAUUUUAAAGUUCUCAUCUGAAACUGUUGCAUCUCUUUUAACUGGUAUGCAGAAGCCCCAGAAGGCUUCAGAACUUCCAAAAUAGCCUCAAUGAAUGGUUUGUUGUAGAAGGCUAAUGAAAGUAAUGAUAUAAAAGGUACCGAAAAUUUUAAUUACUGCUCCCCUCUAUCCUUUGAGUACUCAUUCUAGUAAUCUUCUGAGUUAGAAAUGGAACCGUGUGAGGCCGUAAUUAUUAGCGAAUAGAGAGACCCCUAAAUUAGGAGUCCCUCCAAAGUGUGGAUCCUUGCUACUGGCUAUCAAAAGAUUUCUCAGCAGAGGCAGAGGGACAAAGUGAAAAAGCUGCACUAUUUCUCAAAAGAGGAAAAGGAAGGACAGUGCUUGAGCUGGGAGAAGAAAAGCCCCUCAAGCUGAGAAAGGAAGCAUUCAAGCAAGGACCUAUUUGGCUGGUAGAGACAGCUUCCACCCAGGUUGGGCCACACAGACCUGUAUGGGAGGCUUUCUUUACCAUCCUUUGUAGAGGCUUUUCUGGUUGUUGUCAUGGCAAUUGUCAACUGUCAUGGCACUGGUGGGUGUGUCUUUUAGCAUGCUAAUACAUUACAAUGAGUGUGUAAUGAGGCUUAAGGGCCACUGGAAGUCAAAUCCUCCACGUCUUGGGCUUUGCAGGUUCUAACCAGUUCUUGUCUUCUCUUUGCAGCUGCCUCCUGAGACUUAGCAUGAUGAAGUUGCUAAUGAAACCAUAGGUGAUGGUUGAACCACAAGAUGGAAGGAUCCUGGGCCUCUGAAUCACCAGAUCCUUGGCUUGCCACUCUAAAUCAAUUGGAGAAAGAGAAAAUGAAAUUCACAGAUAGUUUGGUAUGCAGACAGUGCUCUCUUUGACAUCAGUCUUGGCACUUAUCACCUCCGAAGAACAAGAGCCAGCAGAAGAGCAUGCCUUUGGUGGUGAUGCUCCUGGUAGCCCAACUCAUGAUACAUGGGAUUUUCUGUUGAGUUGGGGAGAUUUCUGUUUUAUGGCUGGGAAAAGUCAGCUGAGAAGUUUCAUGCUAUCUGUGAAGAGACUACAUGGUGUGAACUGCAGCUUCCUGACUGCUCAAUGCCAGCUGAGAGCUGGAGAAUUGGAGCGGUAAACUAAAUUACUUCCCUUGACUAGCUGGAAAAGGAAAUAGGCCAUUUUCUUGUUCUGGGAGGUAAAUAUACUUUUUGCAAUAAAAAAAAAAAAUCUGUGUCUAUUCCAAGAAAGGCUUUUUAAUCUUCAUAAGUGAUAUUUUAAGAUACAUAAGCUGAUGGCUGAAUGUGUCAACAGCC
Camelus dromedarius (Arabian camel) is the source of this 13492-nucleotide messenger RNA. RefSeq names its product tRNA methyltransferase 10A (gene TRMT10A). Gene Ontology annotation, molecular function: tRNA binding; methyltransferase activity. NCBI's taxonomy places the organism in Eukaryota, Metazoa, Chordata, Mammalia, Artiodactyla, Camelidae. Gene Ontology annotation, cellular component: nucleus; nucleoplasm; cytosol. The record is from RefSeq and is a predicted model, not a curated record. Bases 232 to 1278 code for a protein of 348 amino acids. The transcript is spliced from 13 exons. Gene Ontology annotation, biological process: tRNA N1-guanine methylation.